This is a messenger RNA of Dipodomys spectabilis (banner-tailed kangaroo rat), 2544 nucleotides long. RefSeq names its product leucine zipper and EF-hand containing transmembrane protein 1 (gene Letm1). Lineage: Eukaryota; Metazoa; Chordata; Mammalia; Rodentia; Heteromyidae. Gene Ontology annotation, biological process: intracellular monoatomic cation homeostasis. Gene Ontology annotation, molecular function: ribosome binding; calcium ion binding. The transcript is spliced from 14 exons. Bases 174 to 2390 code for a protein of 738 amino acids. The record is from RefSeq and is a predicted model, not a curated record. Gene Ontology annotation, cellular component: mitochondrial inner membrane.
CGGACGUCUGUGCCGGGAUAUGGCCGCCGCCAGCGCCGGGUCCUUGAGUUGAGCGCCCGCUGACGUGAGCCAACCGCUGCGGCCAGGGGUCCGCGCAGUCCGGGUGCAGGCGCCGCCGGGACGGCGAGAGCCCCGACCGCCGCUGAGGAGCGGGCGGGCGCCGCGGCUGGCGCAUGGCGUCCAUCUUGUUCCGGAGCUGCCGCGGCCGGGGGCCCGUCCGCCUGCCGCUGCCCGGCGCUGCCGCUCCGUGGGGUAGUCUGGGGGACCGUGCUUGUCUCAGUUGUGCCAGGACCGUGGCGUUGAGAAGCCAAGAGGAUGUUCCCUCUGGCCGCUGCACACCAGCACACCCCGCGCACCUUUGCUUCAGAGGUGAGCCCUUCAGCUGUUGGACUUCAAGGCCGGCACGCCUGUGCAUGGGAGCAGGGGUGCCGUGGAGGCCCGCCCCAGUGAGCUUGGCUGUCUCGGGACCUCAGGACCUUCCUGUGCGGGGCUGGCACUCCUCACCCUGGCUUGGCGAUGACUCUGUGGUGGAGAAGUCCCUCAAGUCCUUAAAAGACAAGAACAAGAAGCUGGAGGAGGGUGGCCCUGUGUACAGCCCACCCACCAAGGUGGUAGUGAAGCAGUCCCUCGGGCAGAAGGUUCUGGAUGAGCUGAAGCACUACUACCAUGGCUUCCGCCUGCUCUGGAUUGAUGCGAAGAUCGCCGCGCGCACGCUCUGGCGCAUCCUCAAUGGCCACACGCUGACACGCCGGGAACGCAGGCAGUUUCUCCGGAUCUGUGCUGACCUCUUCCGCCUGGUUCCCUUCCUGGUCUUUGUGGUGGUCCCCUUCAUGGAGUUCCUGCUGCCCGUGGCCGUGAAGCUCUUCCCGAACAUGCUGCCAUCCACAUUUGAGACUCAGUCCAUCAAGGAGGAGAGGCUGAAGAAGGAGCUGCGAGUGAAGCUGGAGCUGGCCAAGUUCCUUCAGGACACCAUCGAGGAGAUGGCUCUGAAGAACAAGGCGGCCAAGGGCAGCGCCACCAAAGACUUCUCGGCCUUCUUUCAGAAGAUCAGGGAGACGGGGGAGCGGCCCAGCAAUGAGGAAAUCAUGCGUUUUUCCAAGUUGUUUGAGGAUGAGCUGACCAUGGACAACCUGACUCGGCCUCAGCUGGUGGCGCUGUGCAAGCUGCUGGAGCUCCAGUCCAUCGGCACCAACAGCUUCCUGCGCUUCCAGCUCACCAUGAGGCUGCGGUCCAUCAAGGCUGAUGACAAGCUGAUCUCUGAGGAAGGGGUGGACAGCUUGAACGUCAAGGAGCUACAGGCGGCCUGCCGGGCACGGGGCAUGCGGGCCCUCGGCGUGACAGAAGACCGCUUGCGGGGCCAGCUGAAGCAGUGGCUGGACCUGCACCUGCACCAUGAAAUCCCCACAUCACUGCUCAUCCUGUCCCGGGCCAUGUACCUCCCCGACACCCUCUCCCCUGCCGACCAGCUCACGUCCACUCUGCAGACCCUCCCGGAGAUUGUGGCCAAGGAAGCACAGGUGAAAGUGGCUGAGGUAGAAGGCGAGCAGGUGGACAACAAGGCAAAGCUGGAGGCCACGCUGCAGGAGGAGGCUGCCAUUCAGCAGGAGCACCGAGAGAAGGAGCUGGAAAGGGCUGUGGAGACCGCAAAGGAUCUGGAGCCAGAAGUAGCUGAAGCUACUGCUCCAGUGAAGCCAGUGGUGGAGGCACAGGCUGUGCCCGACAUCAUUCUGCCCUCAGAGAUCCUGAAGGACACUGCCCCUGUGCUAGAGGGCUUGAAGGAAGAGGAAAUAACCAAGGAGGAAAUUGACAUUCUCAGUGAUGCCUGCUCCAAACUGCAGGAGCAGAAGAAGUCCCUGAUAAAGGAGAAGGAAGAGUUGGAGCUGCUGAAGGUGGACGUCCAGGACUACAAUGAGGACUUGCAAGAGAUCAAGAAAGAGCUUUCAAAGACUGGUGAUGAAAAAUAUGUGGAAGAGUCCAAAGCCAGCAAGAGACUAACGAAGCGGGUCCAGCAGAUGAUCGGGCAGAUAGACGGCCUGAUUACACAGCUGGAGGCCGGGCAUCAGGCUGGCAGGCUGGGCCCCGCCGAGGGCUCACCUGCAGGGGAGGAUGUCAUUAGUGUCACUGAGCUUAUCAACACCAUGAAGCAAAUCAAGGACAUUCCAGAAAACAAGCUGGUGAGCCUGGCCUCAGCCCUGGAUGAAAAUAAGGACGGCAAGAUCAACAUCAACGACCUCAUGAAGGUGAUUGACCUGGUGGACAAAGAAGACGUUCACAUCUCCACCAGUCAGGUGGCUGAGAUUGUGGCAACCCUGGAGAAAGAGGAGAAGGUGGGGGAGAAGGAGAAGGCCAAGGAGAAGGCUGAGAAGGAGGCUGCAGAGGUGAAGAGUUAGGACCGCCGGGCUCCCCAUGGGGCCUCCCGCGCGCGCCUGCCUCCGACCCGCCGCGCCAGCCCCGUGGAGUGGCCGGAGAGUGAUUGCUUGGAGGUGGCUCUUAGUGGCAGACCUAAUAUUUUGUCUGGAAUAAAUCAGAAACUUCUAUAAUCAA